Messenger RNA from Nicrophorus vespilloides, 2356 nucleotides. Its product is annotated as unc-112-related protein. The transcript is spliced from 9 exons. Lineage: Eukaryota; Metazoa; Arthropoda; Insecta; Coleoptera; Silphidae. Gene Ontology annotation, biological process: integrin-mediated signaling pathway; cell-matrix adhesion. The record is from RefSeq and is a predicted model, not a curated record. Gene Ontology annotation, cellular component: cell-substrate junction. Gene Ontology annotation, molecular function: integrin binding. Bases 1 to 2130 code for a protein of 709 amino acids.
AUGUUGUCGAACGGGCAUAUAAUCGGCGAUGGGUCCUGGGACCUCAAAGUUUAUGUCACUGAUCUGCAGACGGAGAGGCUGAUUCGAGUCAAGGGGGACACGCACAUAGGCGGUGUUAUGCUGAAGCUCGUCGAAGACUUGGAAAUCUCAAUGGAUUGGUCGGACCAUGGUCUGUGGUGGCCAAGUCGUAACUGCUGGUUGAACCAUACGAGAUCGACAUUGGAUCAAUGCGCCGUUCAGGCGGAUGCGCUUCUUCACUUUACACCAAUGCACAAAAACCUGAGGGUGCAGUUACCAGACUUGAGGUGUCUCGAUAUGCGUGUCAAUUUUUCUAUAAAAACGUUUUCAACAGUAAUCGCUUUAUGCAAGGAUCUGGGCAUUCGGCAUCCGGAGGAACUGUCAUUUUGUAAACCUCUGGAACCAGCCCACUUGAAACAUAACUUCAAGGACAUGCCUAAGAAGAAGCAGGAUCACAACGGAGUGCAAAGGAACGGUAACCAUUUACCAUCAGACACAAAUACUUUUAUCGCCAACAGUCCGGUCGGAAGUACACUGAGCUUGGACAAAUCCUUCUCGUGCGCUCCAGUCACUCCGCAACGUGGUCUUCAAUCAUCCACCCCAGUCAGCAGUCCAAUGGGCCAGAAUGGAACUUGGAAGAGAAAUGGGUUUGGCAAUGAGAUAAAUGGAUAUUCACCCAAUGUUGGGAAUAGCAUCAGCUCCGAGCGUUUGAACGGAAGCUUUGACAGUUCUUUGGCCCAUACGCCACCGGCUCUUAGUCCGGAUACCAGAAAGUCUUUGGUACGUCCAAAGACUCUCGUCGAGAAGGCAAGAAUGAAUGUUGCUUGGUUAGACUCUUCUCUUUCGAUAAUGGAGCAAGGAGUCCGAGAGUACGAUACGCUCUGCUUGAAGUUUAAAUUCUACUCGUUUUAUGACUUAAAUCCUAAGUACGACAGUGUUAGGAUUAACCAAAUAUAUGAGCAGGCCAGAUGGCAAUUGCUCAAUGAGGAAAUUGAUUGCACUGAAGAAGAAAUGUUGAUGUUUGCAGCUUUACAACUUCAAGUGAACAUGCAAGCGUCCGAACCUCAACCCAAUUAUGACGAAGGAAGUAUUUCUUCGCCGAAUGAAGAUGACAUAGAUGCUGCGUUGGCUGAUCUUCAGACGACUCUAGAGGGAAGUAAUAUAAGCAGUCAUACCAACGAUAUCACGCAAGUGCCAGAAUUAUAUGAUGAGCUUAAAUUCUUCAAACCUAAGAGAUUUGGAAUAAAGGCAUACAAGAAAUAUUGGUUCUCCUACAGGGAUCUUCAUUUAUAUCUAUACAAGAGCAGAGAGGAGAUGAUACAUCACUCGUCUCCGGUUCACUCUGUGAUUUUGAAAGGAUGCGAAGUGACACCGGAUGUUAACAUCAGUCAAAGCAAGUAUGGUAUUAAAUUGGAAGUGCCCAGUACCGAUGGCAUGUCCGAAAUGUACAUCCGCUGUGAGAAUGAGAAACAAUAUGCGACUUGGAUGGCCGCUUGUAAAUUGGCGGCAAAGGGCAGAUCGCUGGCAGAUAGCUCGUACAACUCCGAAGUUGAUACCAUCCGUAACUUUUUACAGAUGCAAAAGCCUGGUGAAAAGCCAGCGCAUAUACCUCAUUCAGUAGACAUUACACCAGAGGACUACGUUUCUUCUAGAUAUCAGAAGAAAUUGAGAGGAAAGUUAAUUCAGAGAAUAUACGAAGCGCACGCAAACGUAAAAGACUUAUCUCUGAUAGAUGCAAAAAUGAACUAUAUAAAGGCCUGGCAAAGUUUAUCAGAGUUUGGAAUUACUUUGUUUGUGGUAAAAUUCAUGGGUCACAAGAAGGAAGAGCUUUUGGGUGUUGCAAGUAAUAGAAUCAUGAAGAUGGAGAUCAAUGGAGAUCAUUUGAAGACUUGGCGUAUGGAAACAUUAAAGGCUUGGAAUGUUAAUUGGGAGGUGAAACACAUGAUGACACAAUUUGAGGACGAUAAUGUGAUUUUCAGCUGUCUGUCAGCGGAUUGCAAGGUCGUGCACGAGUUUAUUGGCGGUUACAUUUUCUUGUCUAUGAGAUCCAAAGAAGCCAACCAAACUCUUAACGAAGAGAUGUUCCACAAACUUACUGGUGGCUGGACGUAAAGUAGCCAACUAAAAAACCAUUUGUGCCUUCUAUAUAUCUGCUUAAAUUAUGCUCCUCCAAUUUGUUAUAUAAAUACGAUAACAUUUCAAUACGAAAUUUGAAUAUAAAGUUUUUUUUCUUACGGAAUAGUUUAUAUUUAUUAUUAUAAUUGUUUACCAUUUGUAAUAUAUUGUAAAAUGUAUCGCCUUCCAGAUAGGAUUUUACUUUCUCUAUGUUCAAAAGAUA